Messenger RNA from Phodopus roborovskii (desert hamster), 2303 nucleotides. It is a transcript of the gene Snx24, whose product is annotated as sorting nexin 24. The record is from RefSeq and is a predicted model, not a curated record. NCBI's taxonomy places the organism in Eukaryota, Metazoa, Chordata, Mammalia, Rodentia, Cricetidae. The transcript has 8 exons. Gene Ontology annotation, molecular function: phosphatidylinositol phosphate binding. Bases 359 to 1045 code for a protein of 228 amino acids.
GCACCAUCCUUUUCCGUCUUCCGCUGGCUCCCACUCUCGGGUGGCGCCCCGCAGACCCCGAGCCCGCCGGGCAAGAGAGACCCGGCUGGCGCCCCGCGUGGCCGCGCACACCCGCCGGUGCAGACUCCGGUCCUCAAGCCCCGCCUCCCGGGCCCAGCUGAUCCGCGCCGCCCUGCAGGCCCCACGCCUCGGCCCCGCCGAGCCCCACGACGCCCGCGCCCGCCGCCCCCUGCGCCGCCAACCCCGGUCCCGGCCGUGCACCUCCGGCCGCGCGCGCGCGCGCGCUGGGAGGGCAGCGGGAGGCGGGGCGGCCUGCACGGUGCGGCAGAGCAGAGAGUGGCGCGGCCCCGCCGCAGCCAUGGAGGUCUACAUCCCGUCCUUUCGCCACGAGGACAGCGAUCUGGAGCGCGGCUACACGGUGUUUAAAAUAGAAGUGCUAAUGAAUGGAAGAAAACAUUUUGUUGAGAAAAGGUACAGCGAAUUCCAUGCCUUGCACAAAAAGCUUAAGAAAUGUAUAAAGACUCCAGAAAUCCCUUCUAAACACGUCAGGAACUGGGUCCCCAAAGUCCUGGAACAACGGCGGCAAGGCCUGGAAACGUAUUUACAGGCCGUCAUUUUGGAAAAUGAAGAACUUCCCAAACUCUUCCUUGAUUUCCUCAAUGUAAGACACUUGCCCUCCCUACCGAAGGCAGAAAGCUGUGGAUCUUUUGAUGAGACAGAAUCUGAAGAGUCAAGCAAGCUGUCCCACCAGCCGGUGCUGCUGUUCCUUGGGGAUCCAUACGUCUUGCCUGCAGCCAGUGCCUAUUUUGAAUUAGAGAAAGAAGGGAUAAAGAUUUUCCAAAUGUGGUCAUUGAAGGAGUUCUUCAUGGGAUAUUUUACUCUCAUCUGCAGCCCAGGUAGACAUCCUACCUGGCUGGAAGAAGCUGAAGCGAGUUUCAGUGUCAAUGGCAAGAAUAUCUAUCUGAUAGCUCUACCAACUUACCUGAAACUCCGUGACACCAUAGCUCUGGCUAGUGGGAAACUUCACAGUCUAGCUUCCUUCUGAACAGGGGUGUUUCUAUUAGAAUGGUGCUUUUAAAAUUAGAAACUGAACCAGGGCAGCAGCGUCAGUUUAAGGUCAAUUGUUUGAGCAAAAGGGAGGUUCCAAUAUAGGAAGUCGGGACCAAGAGGCCACUGGGGAGUCUUGGGAGCAGCGAGCGCCACCAGAGCCAGCUUCUGCUUCAAUUGCACCAUCUGCUAAUUGGAAAUCAUAGCUUGAGUCAUGCUGACACUGAUCAACUUUGGUGGCCUUAGUUUACAGACCUUGACAACACUCAUCUCAGCAGGGGAUACUGUAUCCAGGGGUGCUGGCACCAGAAGAGGGUCCUGGGACCCAUUGUGCUAAGUGUGAGAAAAAGACCACACUGGAAAUUGAAUUGUACUGACAAUAGAAUGCAUUGAAGAACAGAAUGCAUUCUAGUUUCCAUCACAGUGGAGUUGCCUCUCACCUGCAGUUUGGCUUCCAGCAUCGGUGCUUGAGAUGAAAUAGGGUGUUGGCACUAUCCGUGAGCGUCUCCUAGGAAGACACUAUGCAGGAAGUCUGGACUCCCAUUUUUAACUCUAGUGUUGGAAAGCAUGAGUGCUCCUCUGAAGACCAGCUGACACCCCUGAUGAAGUCCCAGGGGCCAUUUCCUAUAGAAAGUACACACUCCAAACACUAGAAUCACACUGCAAAGUUCUUGUUCCAGUGGGAGUCAAAUGUGAAUUGACAGCAGCUGCAACAGGACCAGAUGUACUGUCUGUGUCUGGGUUUCCUCCACAGUAUACACCAUCUUGGUAUAGCCACGAGCUUUUGUGUGGUUGUUCUUAUAGGUUUCUUUUUACUGACAUCACGUAUGGAUUAAUGUGAGUUAGGUGUUUGAUGCUGUCUCUCCACUGGAUGUCACACAGAUGGUCAUCUUUGCUUAGUGACAGAUCUGAGCAUAUGUCUACCUGUGUGUAUGUAUGUAUGUGCUGAUGAACAACCUACUUAUGGUGUGGAUUUUCAUACAUUUAAAUGUUGGAGAAAAUGUUGACAAUUGAAACUACCAUGUCAUGAAUUUUUAUUAGAGUCUAAACCUACAGAUUGAAAGCCUGCUGCAAACUUUAAAGAUACGUUUUUAUGAUUGAUUGUGUAAUUACUUGUUAGGAAUAAAGUAAUCAAGUGUUAUCAGCGGAAAGAAAAAAACAACUAAAUGGUGAAGUACUAGAGAUACUUUUUUAAAUGUUUUUAUGUUAUUAGCUAUUUUGAGUUAAAUAAAAACAAAUAAAAGUAUUUGAAUUUG